UCUGACACACUCGAACACACGCACACAUAUAUACACGCCCUCCACCCCCAUCGCUGCAGUGUCUCAACUGCCUUGGAGCAAACAAGAGAGGAUAUAGAACACAGACGUUAAUAAGACAGAGAAAGAGUGGCACUGAAAGAGAGAGAGAGAGAGAUGUACGUGAGUGUGUGUGACUGUGUGAAUAUGAGGAAGACAUGAAGAUGAAGCAGCAGGACUAAAGGUGGAUUGCACAGAGCCUUUCUCUCCCUGCAAGGGCUUGUCUGCAGUAUCCUUUAUAAAUGGAUGCUGGCUUGUGAACACGCAGACUCAGAGGCCUUCAGUUGUCGGGGAGAUAUCACACCGCAGAAGAAGCAGAAAAGAUUUUAUCAAGAAGAUCAAGCAAAACAGGCCAAAUAUCGAACUGAGGUGGAUGGUUGCAGGAGCCAAGCAAGGGCAACGUACCACAAGAGCCAUGUGGGAGGAGAGUGAGGGAGUUUUGCUAUUUGCACGCAUCAUGCCCAAACACUCUCUCUACUGACAAAGCUGAACGUUCCCCAGCCUUCCUCCAGAGCUUUUCCUCAGGGGGAGCCCCUGCUAUGAACCCCAGCUUCCUUGGCUUCAGCAGGCAGUCCAACCUCAGAGCCAGGCGCUGUGUGGGCAUCCCACAAGUCUGGGUUCUGCCCACACAGGACUCACAGACUGCCCCUGAACAAAAAGAAUGAAAUACUCCUGAGUCACUCCUCUGUGUGGUGGCUCUCCUGUCUAGUGUUAAAUUGGUCUGUUGUGAAGUUUUGUCUGCCUCUUCCCCAGCAAGUUUCUACCUUCAGUGAAAACCCUCUCCAACUCCUCCACCGAGUCCUUUUCGGUCACCACUUCGUUUUAAUUUGCUUCCCCAUCAAACAGCAGCACGAGUUCCUUUUUGCUCACCACGUGGUGGAGGACCAUGGGAUGCCGUCAGAGCUCGGAGGAGAAGGAAGCGGCGCGGCGCUCUCGACGAAUCGACCGCCACCUGCGGUCGGAGAGCCAGCGGCAGCGGCGUGAAAUCAAGCUACUGUUGCUGGGCACCAGCAACUCGGGCAAGAGCACCAUAGUCAAACAGAUGAAGAUCAUCCACAGUGGAGGCUUCAACCUGGACGCCUGCAAGGAGUACAAGCCCCUCAUCCUGUACAAUGCCAUUGACUCCCUCACCCGCAUCAUCCGUGCCCUCACCACCCUCAAGAUUGACUUUCACAAUCCUGAUCGCGCCUACGACGCUGUGCAGCUCUUUGCCCUCACAGGGCCAGCUGAGAGCAAGGGGGAGAUCACUCCAGAGUUACAAGGGGUCAUGAAACGUCUGUGGGCUGACUCAGGGGUCCAGGAGUGCUUCCAACGAUCCAAUGAGUACCACUUAGAGGACAACACUGCCUACUACCUGAAUGACCUGGACCGCAUCUCUGCAGCUGAAUACAUCCCUACUGUAGAGGACAUCCUGCGAUCCCGCGACAUGACCACUGGCAUUGUGGAGAACAAGUUCACCUUCAAGGAGCUCACCUUCAAGAUGGUAGAUGUGGGUGGACAACGCUCGGAGAGAAAGAAGUGGAUCCACUGCUUCGAGGGUGUGACUGCAAUCAUUUUCUGUGUCGAGCUAAGUGGCUAUGACCUCAAACUCUACGAGGACAACCAGACGAGCCGCAUGGCCGAGAGCUUGCGCCUGUUUGACUCCAUCUGCAACAACAACUGGUUCACCAACACGUCACUCAUCCUCUUCCUCAACAAGAAGGACCUGUUGGCUGAGAAGAUCAAACGCAUUCCUCUGACAGUGUGCUUCCCUGACUACAAAGGUCAGAACACCUAUGAGGAGGCAGCUGUCUAUGUGCAACGGCAGUUUGAGGACCUCAACCGCAACAAGGAGACCAAGGAGAUCUAUUCGCACUUCACCUGUGCCACUGACACCAGCAACAUCCAGUUUGUGUUCGACGCUGUCACGGACGUGAUCAUCCAGAACAAUCUCAAGUACAUUGGGCUGUGCUAGGACCUGAGGCUGGAUGGGUGGGAGGUGUGUGGGGUGGGCUGGGGAGGGAGAGGGAGAGGGGGGGCAAAGCGGGCAGCAGUUGGCCCGCCAUCAGGCUGGAUAAACAAAAGGCAUGUCAGUCUGCCUGAUGGUUUAUCUCUUUGAAGAGGUGCAACAGAGAACUGCAAAUGAAAUGAGGUAGUAAGAAACAACGGAGCUGGUGGGCCACAGUCAAGAUGGGAUUUUUACCCAACGUGUUUGCACUGAAUAUGAGUAUGCAGAGACACCCAAACACACGCAUACACACACACACACACACACACACACACACACACACACACACACACACACACACACAUGCACACACACACACACCCACACAAACACACACCGACACACAUCCUUAUGUUUGUUCACACACAAGAUCCUUGGAUCGACAGUCAAGCACUUGUUUGACAAGGCAACACUGGAAAUUUUAGACAGUUACCCCUACCUGCCUGCCAAACCUGAGGUAGUAGGUCUGUACUGGUGGUUUUCGGUUACGUUUGUCUACUGUAUUUUAUUUGCCAGAGUCAAUUAAUGCUGCUUUACAAGAAGAGUUUUGACAAAAUCAAUGUUCUCUUUUGGAUUUUCACCCUAACAACGAUAACCAGUGAGUGCACCUGACGUGGGGAGAGCCUGUAUUUCUGAGAAAAAAUAAAUAAAUGUCAGUAGACAUGAUGUCACAGGGUUUCUGCCUAAAAGAGGAAACUGCCACAGUGUAAAGCUGAAGUGAAAUAAGUUUUCUACACACUAUUUCUGUUUUGCCCCUUGGUCGAAUAUCUAAUGUUGUUCUUUUCCCCCUCUUUCUUUUAUCUUUUGUGCUUUAAAAAAAAAAAAAGAAUAUGUCUCUCAAACCUGCCUUUUAUAGCAGGUCACUGACUUAUAAUACCAGGAGAGUGUUAUGCUCCAUAGAGUCAAAAGUAUUCUUUAUGAUCAUUCCAGUUUCCAGCAAGAGACAACAAAAACAGUGCCAAGAUCAAUUUGUAAAUAAAACCAGAUCCCAUCCAUUAUGUUAUUUUUUGUUUUGUUUUGUUUUUAUGGACAAAUACAUUAAAACAUGCAUGGUUUUGUUACUUUGGGAUACUAAUAUAUUUUCUUUGGGAUUAUGUUCUUCUUUUCUUAGGUUUAAAUAAUAUAUUCCCAAAAAUAUAUAUAAAAGUCAAACACUGUGUACGAUUGUACAGUUGUCAGAGAGGAAUUUAUUGAAAAGAGUUAUAUCAAUAUAAUAAUUGAUGAUGAUGAAAACGAUGACGAUAAUGAUGAUAGUGGUGACGAUGAUUACAAAGAUGACGAGGAAAAUCUCACUACAAAGUUAGCAUGAGAGGUUAAAGUGGAUCAAAGGAGAACAAGACUGUAGAAAAAAAAUGAAGAAGCAAACCUUGAAAGUUCAAUCUUCCUUGCAUUAUCUAAGUGGAAAUUGUUAAACAGCCAGUCAGUAUGAUGUGUAAAUAUACUGUAAGGUACACUCUUUGUUCAAACAAAUGAAAAUAAAGGUUGAGUUGGGUUACUGUGAGUGAGAUGAAGAGAGAGCGAGAGAAAGAGAAGGAGGAAAACCCCACUCCACUCCUCCUCUUACCCUUUCUUUUCAGUUCAGAGUGUGAUGUGCAAACGACUCAGCUAAGGGCUUCAGGCUUGACUUUACAGGAUGUCCACCUCAACAAAAGACAAAACAAUUAAAAAAAAGAAAUAUAAAAAGGACAAUAACUAUGAAUAAAACAACUUAUGCAAAUUUU
Dicentrarchus labrax (European seabass) is the source of this 3744-nucleotide messenger RNA. It is a transcript of the gene gnaz, whose product is annotated as guanine nucleotide binding protein (G protein), alpha z polypeptide. Gene Ontology annotation, biological process: adenylate cyclase-modulating G protein-coupled receptor signaling pathway. Gene Ontology annotation, cellular component: heterotrimeric G-protein complex. Gene Ontology annotation, molecular function: GTPase activity; G protein-coupled receptor binding; GTP binding. NCBI's taxonomy places the organism in Eukaryota, Metazoa, Chordata, Actinopteri, Moronidae. The record is from RefSeq and is a predicted model, not a curated record. The transcript has 3 exons. Bases 923 to 1990 code for a protein of 355 amino acids.